This is a messenger RNA of Galeopterus variegatus (Sunda flying lemur), 660 nucleotides long. Its product is annotated as mucin-1-like. The transcript has a single exon. Lineage: Eukaryota; Metazoa; Chordata; Mammalia; Dermoptera; Cynocephalidae. The coding region runs from base 1 to 660 and encodes 219 amino acids. The record is from RefSeq and is a predicted model, not a curated record.
AUGUUAAAGCCGCCUGCGAGUGCCUCCCGACCCGGCGACUGCGCAAAGCGCAAGGCCGGCCAAGCGGGCCGCGGACGGAGCGAAGGGAGCGCGCGGGUCCGCGGGCAGCUCCCGCAGCAGGGCCGACAGCCCCAGAGGAGCGAGGCCAGCAGAGGACCGCCGUGGGGAGGGGGCGCCGCGGAGCCAGCGCUGAGCUCCCGAACCGCCCCAGAGAGCCCCCAGCCCACGCCGAGAGAAGCCCCGGGAGAGGGAGGAGGCGAUGCGCAGUCCCUGCCGCCCGUGCCCUGCGCACCUCGGUACCCAAUCGCUGCCGCCGCCGCCUCUUCCUCCUCUUCGCCGUCGUCGUCGUCGAAGUCGUCGGCCGGCGGCGCCUCCCGGGAUAGGCCUUGCAGGCCCGGCCCAUUGUCUUCUUCUCCGGCCGCCGCCGUCGCCGGAGCCUCUCGUUCCCCACCCGCCGCCUCCCGCCACAGCGCCACCGCCGCCGGGCAGCCCCCGGCCGCCACCGGCACCUCACGCUCGAGAACCGCCCCACCGGGCUCGCCCGGGCUCCGCCCGAGGCCGGGACCGUCUCUCCGCGGCCUCUUGCGGAGCGGCUCCCCGGCAGACGGCGACGCGGUCUCUCUGUCGGCCGCAGCGGGCGCAGGGGAACCGCCGGGCUGA